AUGCAGGCUGCAGCAACAGGCACAGCUUCAUCCACACCAUCUGCCUCAAUAAGGCGUAUUGAGAAGGAAUUAAACGGAUUAAAUAUUACAUCACCGAUUUUAUCAGCUGGACCUAUUGAUCCUAAAAAUUUAUUAGAAUGGGCAGCAAUAAUACAAGGUCCACCAAACACACCAUACGAAAAUGGCCAAUUUAAAUUGUUAAUAUUAUUUACAGAAUUAUAUCCGUUGAAACCACCCCAAUGUCAAAUGCAAACAAAAGUAUUUCAUCCAAAUAUAACUGAAGACCAAGGAGAAAUUAGUUUAGAUUUAUUGUCCACAUCAUGGAAACCAACAACACCAAUUGCAACUAUAAUACAGGGUAUUUAUGAAUUAUUGGAACGACCACAUGGAGAAAAAUGUCUUGAAGUCGAAAAAGGAAAAUUAUAUUUAGAAAAUAGAGAUGAAUUUAAUCGUUUAGCCAAAGAUUAUACAGACAAAUAUGCUAAACAAUAA
This is a messenger RNA of Didymodactylos carnosus, 492 nucleotides long. Lineage: Eukaryota; Metazoa; Rotifera; Eurotatoria; Philodinida; Philodinidae. The record is from the annotation of a GenBank genome assembly.